Molecule: messenger RNA, 928 nt
Organism: Camellia sinensis
Lineage: Eukaryota; Viridiplantae; Streptophyta; Magnoliopsida; Ericales; Theaceae
Source: RefSeq, a predicted model, not a curated record
AUGGUUCCAGCUUCCUUGUACCUCGGAUUUUCUGCUUCAAUAAAAUGGGUUGCGGAGGGUACAUAUCUUACUUCUACAGCACGCAGUCAUGCACAUGAUUUAAACUUAGAAGAAGGAAACGUGAUUGGUAACUUCAAUGGAGAAUUUUGGGGAAUGUUUGCAGGCCACCAGUUCGUUGGAAACCUCAUGUCUCUUUUUCUAUUGAAAGAUGGAACGGGGGUAACUACCAGUGGCAGUGGCACAACUUUACUAUAUAUUGUGUUCGUUUGUAGUAUGACCUUAGGUACCAUACUCAUGUGCUUCUUACAAAAGAGGGAUGCUAAAGGAGAGGAGACUUUACCAGAUUCUUCUGUCAGUUUUACUCUUCCAUUGUUUGACUUACGAAUGCUAUUAAUCAUCCCCCUUAUUGCAUAUUCAGGCUUAAAACAAGCAUUUGUAUGGGCUGAAUACACCAAGUACAUUGCGGAACCUGCACUUGGUGAGUCUGGUGUAGGUGGUGCUAUGGCAGUGUAUUGGGCUUUUGAUGCAAUUUGUUUGCUGGCUAUGGGUCGACUCACCUCUGGUCUCAAGUCAAUCACUCUAAUAGUUUGUGCUGGAGCUUUCAUUCAGUUAAUUGUACUGCUUUGGCUUCUACUGAAGUACAGCGUAACUAGUGGAGUACUCGGCAUUUUAUACCCCCUUAUCAUGGCAGCCGCAUUGGGAAUUGGGGAUGGAAUAUUCAACACACAGCUUAAUGCUUUGCUUGGGAUGCUCUUUAAGCAUGAUAUGGAAGGAGCAUUUGCACAACUCAAGGUUUGGCAGUGUGUUUCGAUCGCAGUUGUGUUUUUUGUGAGCCCUUACAUUUCUUUGCAUGCUAUGUUAGUGGUUAUGCUUGUUGCAGUUUGCAUCUCUGUUGGCGGGUUUCUAUUCCUCAUUCUUAUGGUCGAGA